This is a messenger RNA of Labeo rohita (rohu), 1948 nucleotides long. RefSeq lists its product as uncharacterized. The coding region runs from base 166 to 1347 and encodes 393 amino acids. The transcript has 4 exons. The record is from RefSeq and is a predicted model, not a curated record. NCBI's taxonomy places the organism in Eukaryota, Metazoa, Chordata, Actinopteri, Cypriniformes, Cyprinidae.
CUGAUUUGCAACCCGCCGAAAUAAGAUCGGUGAAGAAGGAGACCUUCGAUCGGUUCGCCAUGGACUGUUCUAGGAUCAGUAAGCUUUAAAUACGACUCUAACCAUAGAGCGAUACAAAGUUGCGUUAAAAAGCUGGUCAUCAUCGUUGCUUGUGAAAAAAAGAAAAUGGAUCCAUCUGCAGGUAUGCACAUGUCCGCCGUUCCCCAGAACAGCGAUGUCGUCCACGUCUCGGUCGGUAACCCCAUUAUAACCAUGUACCAGCCUCAACCGCAACCUCCAAACAUUGCACAAAUUAUCACACAGCAUGUGGUACCUCAAGACGUCGCCUGUCAGGCUGUACCGCACACUAUCCAAUCCCACGUCCAAAUGGCAACUCAUAUCCAAACUCAGUCACACAUUCAGCCUGCUCCACAUCUGCAGCACCCACCGCAAAGCCAUGUGGAAGCACAGGCCCAUAUCCCGACCCAAGAACACGUAUCAACACAAGGUCCAUCAGACGGCCAGUGUGCCGCAUCGUCUCAAGACGGUUCUGUGAAUUCACUGCAGGUCCCUUUUGCGGAAGUAGCCUCCCUGCUGGACCCUAACAUGAAGAGUUCAAAGGCCCGUAAGUACCAGAUUCAUUACGAGGAGGUGAAAAGGAGAUUGGAACCACCUGAGAAGAUGUCUCUCAGAUCUCUAGCUGCAUACACGAGAGUGAGCCGAGGUCCGGCUAGUAAGAAAACACUCUUGGAGUCCCUAAAUGUCUUUGGACUGUCACCAAGCACCAAUACAGCAGUAUCCAGUUCCUUUUCCAAACUGACUGAAGGUGACACAGCUGCCCUUUGCAAGGACAUGAAAGAUUUUGCACUGCAAUAUGUUGAUUAUGAGAAUAUGGCAAAACAGUUGCUACCUGAAACAAACCAAGUGCAACACUGGUCAAAAAUCAUUGAAACAAGGAACUAUCUAGAGGAGAUGCGGAAGAUUUUUAAUGAUCCUGUAAAUACACGUUUGUUCUCCAAUGUUACGCACGGUCUUGGUAACGGCAUGAUGGACGUGGCUCUCGAUAUCAUAGACACCGUCAUCGACCGACAAAUCCGAAUCCUCUCAGGGAACACCGACCCCAAACCCGAACCUCCAGUGAGACGGAUAAGGAAGCGCAACCGCAAGCCCAAAGCUGCCACGGAAGAUGGCAAACCUAAAGAGAAGGGCAAAAGGGGACGGAAGAAAGGAAAACAGAUGCGGCUGGAUUCUGUUGUUCCUGAGGUUCAACAGUCCACAGAGAUGGAGAGCAGCGUGUUAACACUGGUCUCUGUAGGAUACGAAACCAUUUCCAGUGGACUUAACGCCACCAAUGCAGGUCUGGCGUAACAUCACGUGCCUGAAAGGCACAGAGAGACACUGUGAAUUCUGAGUGCAAAAAGUUUUUCAUAGAAAAUUUUAGUUUUAUAAGCGGUUAGGCUUCUCUCCUUCUCUCAAGACUGAAUAUAUUUUGUUUGUUUUUUUCUCACAGUCUGGUUAAUCAAGAAAAUAAUGGGGUCUGAGAGGAUGUUGGCAGAGAUGUUUUGAUUUAAACCAAUCAUGUAUUGCCAUCAACCUUUUGUUUUGUCAUUUGUGGCAAAAAGAAACAAAUGUACACAGUGUAUGCUAUUAAUGUAGCAUGCAAUCAAAUUUUUUAAGCACUAUGUUGUAUUCUCAUUAAAUGUUCACAUUAGUUUCUGUUACUCUCAUUUUGAAGAUUUUAUCUCUGAAGUUGUUCUUCAAUUCUGUUGUACUUAAUCAUACAAACUUCAAACAAUUUCGUUUGAGUAAGAACAUAUCUUCUCUUGGACAUUGUUUGAUUUUUCUGACUAUUUAUUUCCUUUUUCUGUUUGUGUCUGAUAUGUAGUGUACGUGAACGACUGUAGCCUGUACUCUGUAAGUUUUGCAGAUUGCUCAUCAUAUGCUUGUAUUAAAAGCAUUUUUUUAAGCA